This is a messenger RNA of Erigeron canadensis, 1122 nucleotides long. RefSeq names its product probable receptor-like protein kinase At2g39360. The record is from RefSeq and is a predicted model, not a curated record. Gene Ontology annotation, biological process: protein autophosphorylation. The transcript is spliced from 2 exons. NCBI's taxonomy places the organism in Eukaryota, Viridiplantae, Streptophyta, Magnoliopsida, Asterales, Asteraceae. Gene Ontology annotation, molecular function: transmembrane receptor protein tyrosine kinase activity; ATP binding. Gene Ontology annotation, cellular component: plasma membrane; plasmodesma. Bases 1 to 1122 code for a protein of 373 amino acids.
AUGUGCAUUGCUAAUGCAAAUGAACUCGUUUACCUUCACAAUGAGAUGGAGGUCAAGAAGACACUAGUACAUGAUGAUGAUACAAAUAGUGUAAACAUUGCGUUGGUAAUUGAUAAUAACUUGGGAGCAAAGAUUGUUAAAUAUAGAGACUCAAUAUUUCAUAAUGAGUUCUAUAUGGAUUCAGAGUUCAUUGAAACACGUAUUCCAUGUAUAGAAUUAGAUGUCUAUAGUUUUGGAUAUCUUAUGUAUGAAACGCUACUUGGGUAUGACCUGGGUAGCCUAUCGAAAGAAGUGGGUAAAAGCGUGACGCUAGAGUAUAUGUCGACAACAUUGUUGUAUAUGGAUUUAAUAAAGGACCGCUUUGCUGAUGUACUAUUGGGAGGAAAUGGUGAUAGCAAGAAAACGACAAAGAUAACAUUUAAAAUGUCAUUUGAAGAUAUAAAAUUAGCAACAGAUGACUUCAAUCUUACUGAUGUGCUUGGAGGAGGAGGUUUUGGGAGGGUAUAUAAAGGAAAACUUAUAGGUAGAGAUGGUAUAGAGGGAUAUUAUCCUAUUGUUGCAAAAAGGUUAGAUACAAGAUAUGGUCAAGGGAAUAAAGAAUUUUACACUGAGCUAAAAAUACUUUGUGAGUAUAAACAUGAGAAUAUCAUCGGGCUUUUAGGCUAUUGCAAUGAAAAAGACGAGAAAAUCAUUGUUUAUGAACAUACAUCCAAAGGAAGCCUUGAGAAGUAUCUUAACGAUGCUAGUCUUACAUGGAGGAACAGACUAAGGAUAUGCAUUGAUUUUGCAACCGGGUUAGAUUUUCUUCACCAAAAAGAUCACGUAGUGAUACAUAGGGACAUAAAAUCUGCUUACGUUCUACUAUUUGAUAAUUGGAAGACAAAAGUUGAUGAUUUUGGGCUUUCAAUGAUAAGUGCCACGGACUCCUAUACCAUCAAUAGUGUUUGUGGCACACCAGGGUAUGUAGACCCAGCAUACCUAAAUUCAAGGUUGCUAACUAAGGAAUCCGAUAUUUAUUUAUUUGGUGUGGUUCUAUUUGAAAUGUUGUGUGGGAAAGCAAUUUAUGAUAUCCACAUUAAUGAGGGUGAGUCUGUACUAAGUUUCUUUAUUCGGGGGCUCUAG